Molecule: messenger RNA, 1526 nt
Organism: Talaromyces stipitatus ATCC 10500
Lineage: Eukaryota; Fungi; Ascomycota; Eurotiomycetes; Eurotiales; Trichocomaceae
Product: oxidative stress protein Svf1, putative
Exons: 5
Coding region: 308-1444 (378 amino acids)
Biological process (GO): response to oxidative stress
Cellular component (GO): cytoplasm
Source: RefSeq, a predicted model, not a curated record
AUCCGUCAAAACACUCUCACCUUGAAUACGUCUUCCUGGAAUCAACUCUUUCCAGCAGUCAAUUUUUUUAACGGGCCCCGGUAGUCGAUCAUCUUCAAGGCGGUUAAGUAUUGGCUGCUCCAUCACGGCUAGUCAGUCCCGCUCUUUUUAAUCGGGAUUCCUAAGUUCAGUGCUCACAAAUCUACCCCUCACAAAAGAACUCGGUUCUUUUUCACAUCAUAACAAUCAAACCUAAGAUUACUUGGACUGGAAGUGUUCCUGUUUUCUUGUCAAAUUAUAUUACGAUAACACCGAUAUUACCGCAGUUAUGAAUUGGCUCAAGCAGACUUUGGCCAAUGUGGCUGGAACCCAGGAACCCAUUUAUGGCCCGGACGCCAUACAACCCGUUACUAAGCAAGCAGAAAAGACGCCUUACACCGAGCUGAAGAAAGAGGAUCUUAAAUGGAGGGCUCCUCAGUAUACCUCUGUGGAAACUCAGACUUUCUAUGUCAUGGCCGAUGAUGGUACUCUAGCUUGGGUGCAAGUUAUCUACAACAAUAUCGCCGGCCUCCACACGACCUGCCAAUUCAAUACCAAGAUCUACUCGCUUGACGGCAGUUCACCUCAUCUCUGGCAUUCGGACACCCUUUACAACCACCUGUUCGACCCGGACAUGUACUCCUUUGGAGCGGAUAACCUCGCAUUAACACUCAACGAGGAAGGCGACGCCUAUACAAUCAAAUCAGCCGUCAACGAGGGCAGUCUGGUAAACCUGGCUUUUACUCGGAAAGCUCCCGGUGUUGUUAUUGGCGAAAAUGGUACUUCAUACUUUGGAACUGAUCCUGCUAACCCCUGGGGUUCAAUGUCGCAUGCUUUCUGGCCUCGUUGUUCUGUGGAGGGUACCAUCACUACUAAGGAGAAGACCUAUGACUUGAAAGGAUUGGGAUUUUACUCUUUUGCGCUUCAAGGCAUGAAGCCUCACCAUGCUGCAUCACGAUGGAACUUUGUUAACUUCCAGGGUCCCUCAUAUUCUGCUUGGAUGAUGGAGUUUACUACCCCACCAUCAUACGGCUCAACAGUCGUCAACGUAGGAGGUGUUGUCAAAGACGACAAAAUCCUUUAUGCAGGACAUACAAACUCUGCAAAGCAUCUGGAAACGAACACUGAUACAGAGAAUGACUGGCCCGAGCCAAAGAGCAUCAACUUCACAUGGGACGGAAAGGGCAAGGAAGACAAUGAGAUUCAUGCCGAGUUGGAGGGUUCUCUUGGGAAAAGACUCGACAGGAUAGAUGUCAUGUAUGAGCUUCCUGGAUUCGUCAAGUCGUUUGUUGGCAGCGUUGCUGGAACCAGGCCUUAUAUCUACCAAUACUCCCCUCAAGAAAAGCUCACACUCAAAGUCAAGGAAGGCGAGAAUGAGUUCUCGGAGCAAGGCACCAUGUUCUCCGAGGCCACUUUCAUUUCUUAAAUGCUCUUUCCUUUCCUUUCCUUCCCUUCAAUCUUCAAUCUAUAACGGACUUUGAACUGUAGCCAAAUAUAUAUGAUGAUGA